Ruditapes philippinarum (Manila clam) is the source of this 1289-nucleotide messenger RNA. RefSeq lists its product as uncharacterized. The transcript is spliced from 2 exons. Lineage: Eukaryota; Metazoa; Mollusca; Bivalvia; Venerida; Veneridae. The coding region runs from base 29 to 757 and encodes 242 amino acids. The record is from RefSeq and is a predicted model, not a curated record. Gene Ontology annotation, molecular function: protein binding.
GUCAGUCAUAACUAUCACAGUAGCAAUAAUGUUUGAAUAUUUCUCAUUGUCAGCAAUUGUGUUUGUUAGCGUUUUAUGCUUCUCACAAGCGAUUGACGACGAGCCAAUAUUUUCUAAAUUUAAGAAUGACAAACAAAUGCUAGAGACAAUUUUAAGAAUGGAAGCAAAAAUGGAUCAGUGGGAUAAAGAAAGAAAAUUCUUCGAGGAGAAUGUGCUUGCUAUAUUGGAACAUCGUAGACGGGAAAUGCAAGAGAAGUUUUUAAAACAAGAUGAAAAGCUGGAAAACAUAUUUGAAGACUUCAAAGGCAUCAGUGGCGACCGACAAAUUUGGACAUUACAACUUGAAAAUAUUACUGGUUCUGUCAUCACCACACCAAAGAUUGCAUUCAAUGCAUACACAAUCUCAAGUAGAAGCUAUGAUAUUAACUCACCGGUCAAGUUUCCAAACGUUUUGUUAGAUAUUGGCGACGGAUAUGACAAAUCAACUGGAAUCUUUACAGCACCUGUAGCCGGUCUUUACUUCUUCAGUGCCCACAUCUGUAAUUAUGAUAAAGGAUACAUGAUAAUCUCUAUUAUCCAUGAAGUAACUGCAGUCGCUACAUCAACAGAAGACGAAAUUUGUAGUUCCGUUAGCGCUCCAGCUAUGAUGAAGAUUGGUGAGAAAGUGUCAAUCCAGUAUGUCUAUCAUUCAGGUAACCUCAAAGAAAACACUAUAUACAGAUGGCCAUCAUUUGCUGGUGUUCUUCUUCAUGUCUAGGGCAUUUCGUCUCCUCACAAAAAAGAAACAUAUUCAAUGUGUUGGUUCUUCACAACAAUAUGACAUUAAACGCUUUGAAAAUAAAAAAGAAACGUCUCAUAUUGUAUUUAUCACAUAACACUGUCUCAUUUAAGUUAAUUUUGAAAGUGUUGUAACUUGUAUAAUGAGCAUUGUACUUCUUUAUUCCAAAUAUGUUUGAUUGUAUGUAGACUGCGUGUGAAAUGAAAAUGACGAAUAUUGUAGCAAAAACUGAUUCAUGUGUUUUGGGCCUUGUUAUCUUUGUUAAACUAAAACUUAAAACAAUUCUGUCAAUUAAAAAACAUGAAUAAAUAUAUAAUCUUAAUAUUUGAUUUGUUAUGAAUAUUUAGUUUAUAAACGGAUCAGGAUAUCAAGCACUAUCUCAAAAAUAAUAAGAGAACUGCAAAAGUAUAACCCAUGCCCCUUUGGCAAAAUAUAUAUCUUAUAUGUAUCAUUUUUUACGCAGCAAACGUAAAUAAGCAUUUUAUUGUGCUAAUGCCGAAAUGGAAAUGUA